Diachasmimorpha longicaudata is the source of this 1518-nucleotide messenger RNA. It is a transcript of the gene Sas10, whose product is annotated as something about silencing protein 10. Gene Ontology annotation, biological process: maturation of SSU-rRNA from tricistronic rRNA transcript (SSU-rRNA, 5.8S rRNA, LSU-rRNA). The transcript has 4 exons. The record is from RefSeq and is a predicted model, not a curated record. Gene Ontology annotation, cellular component: nucleolus; small-subunit processome. Bases 123 to 1412 code for a protein of 429 amino acids. Lineage: Eukaryota; Metazoa; Arthropoda; Insecta; Hymenoptera; Braconidae.
GAAGAGUAAUGCUUGAAGUUAGGUUAUGUUGGAUUAUAUCACGGUUGCAAUCCGCCGCACGUGAGAAGCACAGGAGAAUCCAUUCAAGUGAUUUGCUGGAGUAAUAGAUCAGAUAGCUUGAAAUGGGGCCCAAGAAAAAAAUGAAAAAAGACUUCAAGGAGUUUGAAACCUUCGAAGAAGACGACAUAACAAACAGUGAAGACGAUUAUUCCGAGGGUGAGCUUGAGCUUCUCGAGAAAGUCCGUAAGAAGCGAGUGCAGGAGAAUUUCGACAGUGACGAUGAGGUGUUUGGCCUGCAGAACGACGAGGAGCACGACUCCAUGGAGUCUGACCUCGACAAACCUCAGGAGGACGAUGACAUACCCGACGAGAGGGCCUGGGGCAAGAAGAAGCGCACCUACUACAUGACUGACUACGUCGACCAAGACUAUGCUGGGACGAAUGAGAAGGAUAUGGCAGAAGCCGAGCUGGAGGAGAAAGAGGCCAGGAACAUCCAGCAGAGGCUAGCCCAGCAGCUGGAUGAUGCUGACUUUGGGCUCGAAGGGAUGGAGGUGCCUGCGACUGGGGAAAAGGCCGAGGAGGAAGAGAUGGUUAAAACUGAUUUGACUAAAUUAAGCAGAAGGGAGAAACUGGAACUUGUCAAGAAGGAGAGUCCAGAGUUCGAGGCUCUAGUCGAUGAUUUUAAAGAACGAAUGAUCGAAGCCAAGGACAUUCUCGCCCCCUUCCUAAAGCUGGUGGAGGAAGAAAGCCUCCCCGAUAGCCCCGCAGUCGCCUUCAUAAAGACAAAGUACUACUUGAUCCUGAAUUACUGCGUGAAUAUCAACUUCUACCUCAUGUUGAAGGCAAGAAAAAUCUCAAUAGCGGACCAUCCAGUGAUCAAGCGGCUGGCGCAGUACCGCCAGCUGAUGACCCAGCUGGAGGAGAGCCAGGGGAAACUGCUGGAGGAAGCGGCAGAGAUCCUCGAGGCGAAGAGUAAGGGCCAGGUCCUCUACAAUGUCUUCAAUAAUUCUCAGAUAGUCCAGCAGAAGGCUGGGAAACCCAAGGACAAACGCCGAGUCUCACACCCUGAAGACGUUGGAUCCGAAGAGGCGAUGGAGGACGGUGAGGAGGAUGAAGCCGUGGAAGACGAGGAGGAAGAGCCUGAAGGGGAUGCAGUUCAGGAUACUGGGGAUGGAACUGGUCUGGAUGAUGAGAAACGCCCGAUUAAUUAUCAAAUCGCGAAGAACAAGGGACUGACGCCCCACAGGAAGAAGGAGCAGAGGAAUCCCAGGGUCAAGCACAGGAACAAGUACCGCAAGGCGAAGAUACGAAGAAAGGGAGCUGUGCGAGAAGUCAGGAAAGAACUGACUCGUUACGCUGGAGAGAUGUCGGGUAUCAAGGCGAGCGUCAAGAAGAGCAUAAAAUUAAAAUAAACGCAAUCUUAUUUAUAAUUUUAUUUCACAAAAUGUCAAUUAAAUCGGAAUUCUCAAUGAAUGUAUCACUCAUUCAUUACGGAAUAAAGUUUUUAUUAUUUAGAAA